Messenger RNA from Diospyros lotus (date-plum), 2301 nucleotides. RefSeq names its product pentatricopeptide repeat-containing protein At1g06140, mitochondrial. Gene Ontology annotation, molecular function: protein binding; RNA binding. The record is from RefSeq and is a predicted model, not a curated record. Gene Ontology annotation, biological process: RNA modification. Lineage: Eukaryota; Viridiplantae; Streptophyta; Magnoliopsida; Ericales; Ebenaceae. The coding region runs from base 43 to 1908 and encodes 621 amino acids. The transcript has a single exon.
UUUAUAAUCUGGGCCGACGGUUGGUAGUUGUAGAAAUCGUUGAUGCGUCGUUCCAAUUCCAUUGCUGCUGGAGUGAACUACUACGCUUCCGCUAACUCAGCGAAAAAUCCUGCAAAAACCACCAAGCUCUCUCUCUCCCGGCAACUACACGCCCAGAUCACCGUCCAUGCACUUCGCCCAUCGCUUCUCUGCGGUUCCAAGCUCUUCAAUUGCUGCGUCCAAGUGGGUUCUUUCCGUUUCGCCACCAAAACUUCCGAUUCCAUCGCCGUCAAGAACCUCCAUUCAUGGAACGCCAUAAGCUCAGCCUUCUUCAAAAACAAUGAUUUUUCCCAGGUUCUAAGGUCAUUUAGACAUAUGCGCACCGCUGGUUGUUCCGUCGACAGUUUCAACUUGACAUUUGCAAUCAAGGCGUCCGUGCGAUUAUCGCGUUUGCAAGAUGGAAAUUUGCUUCAUGGUUUGGCAAUUAAAUCGGGACUAGAGAGGGACCCUUAUGUUGUGCCUGCACUAAUAGGCGUGUAUACGGAGUUGGGUUCUUUGGGAGACGCACAGAAGCUGUUUGAAGGAGUUUCUGAGUGGAAUGGAGUUAUUUGGGGUGCUUUGAUGAAAGGCUAUCUUAAGUCUCCAAAUCCCGCCAACGUUUUUGAGCUGCUUUCCGAUAUGAGAACCUCUGGUUUUCAGUUGGAUCCCUUUACAUCUGAAUGUUUGGUUCGGGCUUGUGGAUAUAUUUCUGCUUGCAAAGAAGGGAAAUCUGUUCAUGCUUUUUGUAUAAAACAAAACUUCACCAAUUCCAACAUUUAUUUACUGACAUGUCUUCUUGAUAUGUACUUGAAGUUAGGCUUGCUGGAUGCUGGGCUCAAAUUAUUCAAAGAGGUACCGAGAAAAGAUGUUGUUUUAUGGACUACGUUAAUUUCUGGACUUGCAAAGAAUGGCAGGGCUUGGGAAGCUGUCAACUUGUUCAGACAGAUGCUGAGGGAUUCAAUAGUUCCAAAUCGAAUCACACUAGCCAGCAUUGUUCUUGCUUGUUCCCACACGGGAUCUCUGCAGCAAGGAAAGAGUGUUCAUGGUUACAUGAUAAGGAAUGGUGUUGAGUUGGAUGUAGUGAAUUACACCUCUCUCGUUGACAUGUAUGCUAACUGUGGUUCAAUUGUCCCUGCUUAUGCAGUUUUUAAGGAGAUGCCCAUCAAAAAUGUAUUUUCUUGGAGUGCCAUGGUCAAUGGAUUUGGAAUGCAUGGCCUCUGCGAGGAAGCACUUGCUCUUUUUGAUCAAAUGAGGUCAGAUAAGCAGUUGCCGAACCCGAUUACAUUUGUUUCAGUUCUGUCAGCUUGUAGCCAUUCUGGAAAAGUUGAAGAAGGUUGGACCUAUUUUAAAUCCAUGAGUAGAGAUUAUGGACUUACUCCAAUGGCAGAGCAUUUUGCAUGCAUGAUAGAUCUGUUAGGUAGGGCUGGGAAAAUAGAUGAAGCUUUAUCCUUCAUAAAUGACAUGACCUGGGAGCCUGGAGCUAGUGCCUGGGGUGCCCUAUUGUCCGCAUGUAGAAUUCAUAAGCGGGUUGAAUUAGCAGAACAAGUGGCUGAGAGACUCCUUCCUCUAGAGCCUGAUAAAUCUUCUGUUUACAUUUCACUUAGUAAUAUUUAUGGCGAUGCUGGAAUGUGGGAUAUGGUGAAGAAGAUGAGAUUAAAAAUUGGUGAGAAUGGACUUCACAAGAGUGUUGGUUUUACCUCGAUUGAAGUUGAUAAGAAGUUACAUUUCUUUAGUUCCGAGAAUAGAUACAAGGACGCACAAGUUCAGGCUGUCUGGACUUCUCUUCAAGAGCAAAUGAGAGAAUUUGGCUAUGAGCAUUAUGUUAGCUUUGUUCAUUAUGAGGGGGAUGAUGAAGUGGAGGAGGAAAUUCUGUCUGGCAUGAGAAAUUAGCAAUCAUUUCAUCUUCUGAAAAAUGGAGAAAGAAUGCCCAUCAGAAUUACAAUGAACUCAAAAGUUUGAGUGAUAGUCAUGCAAUGAUUAAAAUUCAUUACUUGAUUAGGAGGCAAAUUAUAAUGAGGGAUGCCAAGAGAUUUCACCAUGUCAAAUAUGGUUGUUUUCAUGUGGAGAUUAGUUGUGAUGAGGAACCGGUUACUGAAACAUCAGAAGUCCAUGAAACUAAUCCAUAUGACUUGUGAACUUCUCCAAGGUAAGGAAGUCCCCUCCCCACACAGUGAUCUGCUAUUUAGUCUAGAUAGGGCAUCUGAGUGCAUGAGACUCCCUACUUUGCAAAUGUAAGUGUAUUACUAUGCUACCUUCACCUUUUUGUUAAUUUCUAUAGAACUU